AACUGCAGCAGGAAGGAAAGUGCAGCUGGGAAUUUUUUGCCUGGAGCAAAACAAACCAGAGGUCUGUGGCGAAAAAGGCAAGAGAAAGAGAGGAGAAAGGGGAAAGGAGACGCAAGGAGAGAAGUAGAAAAGAUGGCAGAGGAGCGAGAGGAUGAAAGUCAGGGAUGACAUGAAGCAUGGGAAGGGAGGAGGAGAGAAGAUUAGAUGCGAUGAAGGAGAAGUGAAAGCGGACUUUACUUAACGAGGAGGAGACUAGAAGAUGACAGAGGGAAGGGGAUCUCGUAUCCACGCCUUCUUGGGAUGUCAAGGCAAGUCACACACAUUUACACCUUUGACAAUCUUCCUGCCAGAAAAUUGGGGAUGAAAGCAGCCAAUUCAAAUGCACACAUGGGAAUGAAAUGGACUUGGACCUGCAGUUGUGCACACACACAUGCAUUGCAUCAGAGUGGAUGCGCCAGCUGGACAUGGUUUCAUUCAGAUCUGCUGUGACAAGAAGAAAAACACUGUCUCCACCCUUUCCUGCUCCCAAGGACUUCUGCUUUAUGUGUAUGAGAGAGUGAGUGUUUACUACACCCUCAUUGCACUUAAUCUACCAACCUGUCAUUUAAUGUUUGUGUACACACCUGCACCUACACACCCACAGUGUACACAGAUUCUUCUCUCUCUCUCUCUCUCUCUCUCUCGCGCACAUACGCGCGCUCGCACGGUCUCGCUCUCUUGUCCUCGGAGCAGCAGGUCCCUGGAAGCAGCCAAACUGUCAGUGACUGUUGCAAACACAUUCUCGUUCUCGGCUCGGCUCUUUCUUCAGCCGCUGCCAAGGGAGGAGGAGGAGGUGGAGGAGGAGGAGGAGGAGGAGAAGAAGUGAGGCUGGAAGGAACAGACUGAAACACACAGAUAGAAAAGAGAAAGAGACAGACUUGGACCAACCUCUGACUGAUUAGCUCUCGCCUCUGCUUGGCUGACUGUGUGGGAGACUGGAAGCAACCUACAAGUGAUGCCUCGCACUCUCCGGAGCAGCACAUUCUGACGCUUUCUUCAGCUUUCUACAUUUUUUAACUCUCUGUUCUGAAGAUGAGGAGAGACCGCCUCUUCUUAGCCGCGACCCUCACGGCUAUCUUCUCCGCUGACCUCUACUUCAUCCUCCUGCCAAAGCUGCGCAGCGUGGGCCAGGGAUCAGGACACUUUUGCACAUGUGGUGCUGACAACCUGACCCUACCCAGACACGGGGGGCUCGCCACCCCGCAGCUCUCCAACUGGACAUCUAUGCUGCCCCUGGAUGGUACCACAUCUGAACCCACUGAUGGGGGCUCAAAGCUGGGGAGGCUGUUUGCUCACCCUCUGUACAACAUCCAGACUCCAGCGCUGGGUCCGGAGGAGAGGCUGCUGCAGGCGGAGCAGCUGAUGGACUACUACAAGAGGAAGGUGUCACGCUGGGAAAGACAUAUGAAACUCUACAGUGAGGCAGCGGCAGUGUCCAACAUCACUGUGACUAAACAUGAAGUGACCUUUGACCCCUACGCCAGCUGGCUGAAGUUCCACCUGGGAAUCAGCCGCUAUGCUUUGUACUCCCGCGAUGAGCCAGCUAUCCCACAGCUCCUCAAGGACAUGCAGAGUAUGAAGGUUGUCAGUGCAGACUACACUCAAGAUGAGAAGGCCCUUAAAGGAGCAUGUGACUGCACUCAAGUUGUGAAGCCCAGCGGGCAUCACCUGAAAUUGGCUCUGAAGAUGCAAAACUUUGCUAAAGCCAUGUUCAAACCAAUGAGGCAGCAGAGGGACGAGGAGACUCCAGAAGACUUCUUCUACUUUGUUGAUUUCCAGAGACACAACGCAGAGAUCGCUGCCUUUCACCUGGACAGGAUCCUAGACUUCAGGAGGGUGCCACCAGUGGCUGGCAGACUUGUGAAUGUCACAGGAGACGUCCUCCAAGUCACCCACAACGAAGAUCUCCGAGCUGUCUUUUUCACCUCGCCAGCAAACAACACGUGUUUCUUUGCCAAGUGCCUGUACGUGUGUAAGACGGAGUAUGCGGUGUGCGGUGGCCCCGACCUGCUGGAGGGCUCCCUGUCUGCCUACCUGCCCGGCCUCAGCAUCGCUCCUCGCAUCUCCAUCCCCAACCCGUGGACACGCUCCUACACCUUCACUGGACGAGAAGAGUGGGAAGUGAAUCCCUUCUACUGUGACACCAUCAAGCAGAUGUAUCCCUAUAACUCAGGCAACAGGCUCCUCAACAUCAUCGACAUGUCCAUCUUUGACUUCCUCACAAGCAACAUGGACAGACACCACUAUGAGAUUUUUACUAAAUUUGGGGACGAAGGAUUCCUUCUUCAUUUGGACAACGCCAGAGGGUUUGGGAAGCACUCUCAAGAUGAGAUGUCCAUCUUGGCUCCACUCUCUCAGUGCUGCAUGAUAAAGCGUUCCACGCUGUUGCGGCUCCAGCUCCUGGCCCGACCAGAGUUCAGACUCAGCGAUGUGAUGCGGGAGUCCCUGGAGGGAGACCCUUUACAGCCGAUCCUGACAGAGCCUCACCUCUUAGCUCUGGACCGCAGGUUACAAAAGGUCCUAAAAACGGUCCAGCGCUGCGUCAGGAGGCUGGGUGAGGACGAAGUGAUCACCCAGGACUUUGUAAGAUCCACAGCGAGACCUCAGAGCACCACAGAGACGAUAAAGGUCAGGUAACACAGGAUGAAAGGGUCGUCGCUCUCCUCGUAGCUGCUGUUUGCACAGAAGAUUUUCAUGAUGAAGCCGAGUGAGCAAACAAGGCUCAGAUGGUUUUAAGGAACAAGCCAUAAAGGGAAGACGCUGUUAAAUCCUCAGAGUUUGUCGGAGAUGGAAGGCAUCUCACUGCGGAGGUUCAAAACGUGAAUCACUGCAGGCCUCAAAUUCCUAUCACAGAGGGAGCCAUGCCUUUUAUUUCCUUUUGCUUUUCUCAUAGUCAUAAAUUCCCCCAAGGGUGCAUUUUAUGACAAGGCGCUCACUUUUCAUUUCCACCUACACCAUCAGGUAGGUUUGGAGUUGACACAUUCAAAUUAAAACAUUUAGGGAACAAUUAAAGACUAAUUUAAAUAUGAAAAAGCAGUAACAGUAUGAAGGAAUACAGGAGAUUUCUUUGAUAUAUGGCGCUCUCUCGCUGUCACAUACACAUCAAAAUUAGAAACGCAGUUUAUAUUUAUAAGAGAGAGUUGUGAUGCACUGGAUCGGUUGCUGGUGAAUGUUGUGAUUAUCAAAAGAAAGAUUUGUGUGUCCAUGUGAUGUUAAAAUUAUAAAAUAAAGUUAUUUUGAAGAGAAA
Molecule: messenger RNA, 3286 nt
Organism: Centropristis striata (black sea bass)
Lineage: Eukaryota; Metazoa; Chordata; Actinopteri; Perciformes; Serranidae
Gene: fam20a
Product: FAM20A golgi associated secretory pathway pseudokinase
Exons: 11
Coding region: 1072-2676 (534 amino acids)
Cellular component (GO): Golgi apparatus
Molecular function (GO): protein serine/threonine kinase activator activity
Source: RefSeq, a predicted model, not a curated record